Messenger RNA from Aaosphaeria arxii CBS 175.79, 1849 nucleotides. RefSeq lists its product as uncharacterized. The transcript has a single exon. Bases 1 to 1767 code for a protein of 588 amino acids. The record is from RefSeq and is a predicted model, not a curated record. Lineage: Eukaryota; Fungi; Ascomycota; Dothideomycetes; Pleosporales.
AUGCAUUUCAGUCAGCACUCAGCCAGCGACAACUACAUCACAGCUCGAUUUCCCAACCCCAAGCUGGGAAAUCUGUCACCAAGCAAUGUUUCUAUCUCAACUUACAGGACGCCAGAGUCUAUCAAUGAGGCUCUGGCUCGCUCAGAUAGCCUGUCAAUGAACCAACAACACUCGUCCAAGCACUCGUCCAAGCACUCCACACCUGCCCGCCAGGGCCUUGAGCGUUCGGAGUCAUCGAGCUAUUGGAUGGAAAUUCGGAAGAGUCCUACUCCCCAGCAAAAGCCCCGAAGUAGGAAAAUAACAGAUGCCACGAUUCGGACGGAGGCAACUGAGACGGAGCCCGCUUUCGAGAGCGACGCAUUUGCUAUUCAUAUGCCUACAACGAGGGAGCCCAUUCUCGACGCCCCAAUCUUCAGAGCCAAGCUGCCCUCGCCUUCCAAGGCCCAGCUCGAUGCCUACCAAACAUACAAGGUCAAGGGCCAAGAGAUGAGAGACAGGCAACAGUAUGAGGGUGUGAGAGUACCAUCUAAGAUAGCCUCAUAUGACUAUGCGUAUAGGAGUACAGAUGCUCAGCCGUCUGAAUUGGAAGUCAGCCCUCCUAAUAGCCCGCCUAUAGCACUGCCAGCGGGAGCCUUCCCAAUCACGCCCCCAACACCUCAUCAAGAAUGGAAGAAGAAUUGGGAGAAGACUUGGAGAAAAGCUCAAGACACCCGCGCUGUGAGCGACUCUAGCCAUAUAUCCAUCCCGCGGAAGCCGGUCGGAGUUGGUAGCAUUCGCUCCAAUCAUACUCGCCCUCAAUAUCAUCGAGCGGACGCAUCUACGGGUGCGAUAGCCACGACCUCUCAGAAGAAGCCCGCCACACCACCUCCAUCUGCAACUAAACCUACCAUUCGGAUACGCAUCAAGCCCAAGAUCAAGGUCCCUUCGCCUUCAACCACUCCUAGUCCAUCGCAUGAGCCUGCCGCUACCGCAAAGGAACCGUUGUGGAGUGCUCACUCCCGUUUGCCGCACGCUUCGAACCCGUCAUCUGCAAAUGGUUCAAAAGAUCCAAGUCCGACAAAAUCCAAUUUCACAUAUGCAGGUUCUGCAGGAACAUCAGUCUUCGGUUACACGAGCCACGAUAUCACCGGCACUGUGGCAGGAGCGUCAAGAUCAACACAGAAGAAGUCGGAUAAGGAGCGAGAGAAGGAAAAGGAAAGAGAAAAGCAAAAAGACAAAGACAAGGCAAAAGAGAAACCCAUAAGUCGAUGGGCAUGGCUCCGCCCUGCGGGUCCACGAGUCAACAAGCCAACAGCUGUCUCCACUGCAUCCGCCACCCCGGCGACGACCGCAAAGGCAGCCGCCUACGUCGAUCCAUUCGUUCUCCAUGCAACACCCGCGCCCACCCUCCCCAACACACCAACAACCUCUCGCCCAUCCUCUCCAAAGAAACUUGUCCGAGGCCACACGCCCACACCCAGUACUGAGCGCGCCGCCGUCGCCAAAGGCAAAUUCGAAUCCGGGUUUGCGCAAAUCCAAAGUCUUACAUCUCUCAUCUUAAAAAUCUGCCUGCUCAUCUACGUUCUCGUGGGGUUGUACUUCCUCCUCGAUGCCGUAAGGGAAGCUGUCCAUGCGCUCGGUGCGCCCUUCAGAGCCGUGAAGCUACUCGGUUGGUAUUUGUGGAUUGGAGGGGCAUGGGCUGCUGAGUUGAUGCUGCAAGGGUGGCAGAGGUGGGGUGUCAAUAUCAAAUUAGGAUUGAAGGGAGGAUGGCGCGGACGCUGGUGGUAGAUUGACAUCCAUUGCCUAUGAUUUGGUGCUAUGCGAGUAGUAAGGAAUCGUUUGCGCAGUUUACAUAUCUUGAAGAUUUAGC